This is a messenger RNA of Cladophialophora yegresii CBS 114405, 750 nucleotides long. RefSeq lists its product as uncharacterized. The transcript has a single exon. NCBI's taxonomy places the organism in Eukaryota, Fungi, Ascomycota, Eurotiomycetes, Chaetothyriales, Herpotrichiellaceae. The record is from RefSeq and is a predicted model, not a curated record. The coding region runs from base 1 to 750 and encodes 249 amino acids.
AUGCCGCUCCUAUCCUCCACCCUCCUCCUGCGCACCCACUCCCUCACGUGCCUCACAUUCGCCUACUACCUCGUCACUUCCCCCUCACAGCUCCUCUCCUCCACCCCGAUAUGGCUCCUCGGCGAGAGCAUGUCUCUGCGCCCCGCCUCGUACGCACCCGAACCACAACCAGGACUGCACGACGCCGGCCCGGGCAGCAGCAGGAUCAGCACAAGUCAUCGCCUAAGCAGCCUGAUUACGGGCCACGGGACGGCCAACAUGCACGCCGAACGUGAGCUCUGCGCGCUCCUCGCCGUGGUUCUGGUCGGGUACGCAGUCAUGAUCUUCCUGUUCGCGGGGGACUUGACGCUGCCGUCGCUCUCCCUCUCUUCGUCUGCCUCCAGCGGGAAGGUCUCCUCCCCCUCCUCGGGCCCUGCAACGACGUCAUCCCCUCGACGCUACGGCGAAGAAGUGCACACGCUGCUCACGGCGCAGUCGCGCUGGUUGUCGCUCGCGGGGCUGCAUGUGCUGGCGUCGUCCGGGCUGGUGGCGUGGAUAUACUUGUUCCACUCGCAGGCGGGGACAAACCGGUCCGUCCCCUCGAGCAGUCUGUCGGGGUUUCCACUGCUCGCGAACCGCGUGACGUUUACGGCCGCGCUGAUGGACAUGUUGUUCUGGGGGUAUCUGUGGACGGUGUUGAAGGACGAGGGCCGCGAGGUUGCGAAGGCGCUGGCACGGAGGAGGGAAUUCGAGGACGAUGGAGAGGAUUAG